This is a messenger RNA of Stereum hirsutum FP-91666 SS1, 1434 nucleotides long. Its product is annotated as aldolase. The transcript has 4 exons. The record is from RefSeq and is a predicted model, not a curated record. Bases 144 to 1232 code for a protein of 362 amino acids. NCBI's taxonomy places the organism in Eukaryota, Fungi, Basidiomycota, Agaricomycetes, Russulales, Stereaceae. Gene Ontology annotation, molecular function: hydroxymethylglutaryl-CoA lyase activity. Gene Ontology annotation, biological process: L-leucine catabolic process; ketone body biosynthetic process.
GACCGUUGCGCGCCUGAACGCCCAUAAGUACGCGAUGCUCAACCACAAUAUAAGUUCUUUGACGCUCUAAUACCUCGAAGCUCUCAGCAUAUCUUUCUUCUUGGUCCAAAUACUUGACUUCAUCGUUCGCGACGGUAGACACGAUGCUCACGCGUAACUUUCGAACUGCUGUCGCCUCCUGUUCUCGACCCCUGAGGUCGGUCGCUCCUGCUGCUCGCAAGCGCUCUCUCGCCACGUCAACCAGUCUUCCGGAUAACUUUGUUCGAGUUGUUGAGGUUGGCCCUCGUGAUGGACUGCAGAACGAGAAGUCUGUGAUACCUCCAGAGACGAAGAUCGAGCUCAUUGACAGGCUAGGGGCGGCUGGAACGAAGAUCAUUGAGGCUGGCAGCUUCGUCAGUCCGAAAUGGGUACCACAGAUGGGUGGCACAACAGAAGUCGUCAGCAGGAUGAAGGUCCUCCCAGACGUCACCUAUCAAGUCCUUAUUCCCAACUCCAAGGGUCUCGCAAAUGCCCUCUCCCUCCUCUCGUCUACCUCUUCUUCUCCACCUCCCAUUACCGAAAUUGCUAUCUUCACGGCCGCAACGGACGCCUUCGCACAUGCGAACACCAACUGCUCAAUCGCGGAAUCGCUCUCCCGGCUCUCAACCGUCACUCGUCAGGCCCUCGACGCAGGGCUCAAGGUCCGAGGUUAUGUCAGUGUGGUCAUUACGUGCCCGUAUAGCGGCCAGGUGGAUUAUGAGAAGGUCAGGGAUGUGACGAAGGAGUUGUUCGAAAUGGGCUGCUACGAGGUUAGCCUGGGGGAUACAGUGGGGACGGGCACGCCCGGGAGUGUGAGAGAAAUGAUUGAGACGGUGCUGCAGAAGAACCCUGUGGAGAAAUUGGCGGGACAUUUCCAUGACACGUUUGGCAUGGGUGUCGCCAACGCCGUACAAGCCGUCUCUCAGGGUAUUCGCACCAUUGAUGCCUCCGUUGCUGGAAUUGGAGGAUGCCCUUAUUCACCGGGCGCUACAGGCAACGUCGCCACAGAAGACAUCAUUCACGCUCUCAGAGGUCUGGGCUACGAAGUCGCUGGCAAUAUGGACCAGCUUGUUGAUACUGGGUUCUGGAUAUCGGAGAAGUUGGGGAGACAGAAUGCGAGUCGUGUAGCGAACGCGAUCAGAGCAAAGAGGGUCAGGGAGGCUCAGUUGAGGGAGAAGGAGGGUGUGAGCGAGGCUUUCAAGGCUAAGCUAUAGGGCAGUCUUGGAUGGAUGUGUCGUUCUGAAUCUCACAGGGACAUCGUAUGUCACUUUCCACGCAUUAUAUUAGUGUCUAUUGAGGAAGGGUUUGCGUUUGUAUUGCCUUAAUGGCCAAAAUUAUAUUUCCGUGUACGUUAAAGUAUAUGGAGCCAUGUCCUCAUGAAACUGCUUGGCAGGCAGUAGCGCAGAGGCACUAAUA